AUGACACUGGUCCACCCGGUCUACAUCUCCCCAUUCAACACGCAUCCGCUCCUAUUGGGCCAGGACCUUCUAAAUCGGUUUAAGCCCCUAAUAGACUACCAACGUCUAAAGAUCUGGACACAGGUCCGGGAGCCCUUGCCCAUCCCACGCCCGUUGGGCGAAAACCACCGCUACUCCAUAGACGCGCCGCCCACGAACGGCCCACAGCCCGCCGCGGCACAACCUGAAACCGAUCAGGGGACGCCCACAACCGCGCGAACGCCACGCGCACGGCCCCCGACCUCGACAGGUGUUCUGGCGAGACACAGCAGCAGCAGUAGCCCCGCCCCUCUGCUGACCUCUGACCCCCGCAGAGCUCUCAUCGAUGAGCGUAUCAGGAUCGGCGCUCGCUUCCUGCCGCCGCUGGCUCCGGUGACGCUGCAGACGCAGAUGGUCAGCGAGGACGGAGACCUGUGGACGUCACACGCACACUACACCACGGACGCACACGGCGCCCUCAGCUUGUGCACAGAUGCUUCGGUCGGAGGUUCGUUCGUGGGCCUCGAACCCAUGGGGCUGUUCUGGUCUCUGCAGCCGGCUCCAGGAGGAAGAGAAGGACUGAGGCAGGUGAAGAACAUACUGUUACCAACUGUGAAGCUGAGGAAGCAGAACAUGCAGACCCCGUAUGUGUGUGACGUGUCUCUGUUGGAGGGACAUGUGUCUCCGGAGCUCAGGGGCCCCGUCCUGGCCUCUGUCAGCACCGAGCGCUGGUACAUGGCUCCUGGGGUCACGCGUCACGAUGUCCGACAGAAUGGACUCGUCGGGACCUUAUUCCUUCCUCCAGGGCCGGGUCCAUUCCCCGCCAUGUUGGACCUGUGGGGGAUGGGCGGCGGCUUGGUGGAGUACCGCUCGGCUCUGCUGGCGUCCAGAGGAUACGCCAGCUUCGCUCUGGCGUAUUUCAGACACAAAGACCUGCCCGGGCCUCUGACCACCAUCAAUGUGGGGAACGCAUACUUUAAGGGGGCGUUCCAGUUCCUUCAGGACCAUGAGAAGGUCUGUGGAGACAGAGUUGGGAUCUUGGGUCUCUCGUAUGGAGUUUAUCUGGCUCUGAGGAUCUCCACUCUUCCUGGAGUUAAGCCGUCUUGUUUGAUUUGCAUAAACGGACCGAUCGGCAGCACCACCGCACUCAUCGAUGACGGAGGGAAACCCGAGCCUUUCGAGAUAAACCGGACUCACUGGAAAGUCAAUGCUGAAGGUCACUACAUGUUCAAAGAGGUCUCGCACCCGGACAAUGUUCUCCAGUCCAGCAAAGUCAAAAUUGAGGAGAUCCCGUGUCCCGUCAUGUACAUCGAGGGGAAAGACGACACAAACUCCAACAGUGCAGCCAACGCAGACACGUUGGAGAGGAGCCUCAAAGCCUGCGGUAAAGGCCACCUCCUCACGCGGCUGUCGUACCCCGGCGCCGGACACCUCAUCGAACCUCCAUUUUCUCCCAACGCCAGAAUCUCCCUGUGGAGCGUCAAGCCUGAGAAACUGUUCACGGUGUGGGGCGGCCAUCUUGCUCCUCACGCCGCAGCUCAAGAAGACUCCUGGAGGAAGAUGCACCAGUUCAUGGAGAGGCACCUCAGAGGAGAGAGAGCGUGA
Messenger RNA from Knipowitschia caucasica, 1623 nucleotides. NCBI's taxonomy places the organism in Eukaryota, Metazoa, Chordata, Actinopteri, Gobiiformes, Gobiidae. The record is from the annotation of a GenBank genome assembly.